AUGAUUUUCAACGAAGUGAAUUCGUAUUUUCAAUAUUUAAAACUUCCAUCAGAAUUUUCCUAUAAUUCAGACAGUGAAGGAAUAUUUUAUGCAAUUUACAAGCAUCCAAAAAUUACUGUUAUUGGUAAAGGAAAAUCUAAGAAAAUUGCUAAAGAAGAAGCAUGUAAAUUAUUAAAACCACAUUUACAAUCAUUUGCAAAAGAAACUUUUGGAAGUGAAAACGUGGAAAAUAAAUUAAAAAAUAUAGUAAAAACUAUAGAUAAAAACAUUGAAUACGUUCAAUGUGACAAUGAUGGAAACAAUAUUAAAGUGAAAUGUGUUGUUGGAGAACAUGAAACUUAUGGAGUAGCGACAAUUUUCGAAUUAGCGAAAAUCAAAUCAAUUAAUUCAAUGCUUAAAAUCAUAUCACAAUCUGUUUAUUGUGCUACUGAAAAAUUCAAUUGGGUAGAUAUUCUAGAUUUUCUUGAUUUAUCAUUUUUUAAAACACUUUUACAUAACAUAUGUUUAAAAAAUUCAUGGAUCUUGACAUUUGACAGUGAAAAGAUUCUUACAAAUAGACAAUAUCACACUCGUUGUAAUAUUAAGUCUACUAAACAAAAUGAUUUUUCAUUACCAUCAGUUGAAGAUAUUACACACACUUCUGAAAGUAAAUCAUCUGGAGAAAAUUUCAUUGCUAAAGAAAUAUGUUUGAAAUAUUUUAGAGAUUACAAUGAUAAUAUAAAUACAUUACUAAAAAAUCAAUUAGAACAAUAUAUAAAAAAAUUUUAUGAUGAUGAGAAAUUGGAUUAUGAUAUACAACAAAUAUCUUUUAAACCACCAAUAUUUCAAUGUUUUUGUAAAUUUUCAAAAUUAGUUACAGAGGGUAUUCAUAGUAAAAAAAAAGAAGCUCAAGGAAUAGCAGCAUCAAAAAUGUUUCAAAAAUUAUGUUGUAAAAAUUUUAAUAAUAAUUUAUCGAACAAAAAAGUUACAAAAAUUAUGCCAAUUAUGAAUUCAAUAAAGAGUAUUAAAGAUAUUGUUAAUUCAGAAGAAGUAGAUCUUUCAAUUGAUUUUAAUUCUAUCAAAAAUACAAUUUUAAAUUACCAUUCAGAUUUAAAAAAUGUCUCAACUAAGGAUUAUAUAAUAUAUAAAUCUAACGUUACAAAUUACAUUUUUAUCUUCAAAUAUUUUUUCUUGAUACCUGAUUCUGAUAUACAAAAUUGUGGAAGAUCAUUUGGUGUUGGACCUACGAAAGAAAAUGCCAUUCAACAAGGAUGCUGUAAUUUACUUACCGCUAUCACAAUGAAAAAAAGUGGUACUUUUCAAAAGUUCAUUGCAAGAUAA
Strongyloides ratti is the source of this 1320-nucleotide messenger RNA. RefSeq names its product Double-stranded RNA-binding domain-containing protein. NCBI's taxonomy places the organism in Eukaryota, Metazoa, Nematoda, Chromadorea, Rhabditida, Strongyloididae. Bases 1 to 1320 code for a protein of 439 amino acids. The record is from RefSeq and is a predicted model, not a curated record. The transcript has 2 exons.